UAGAUGUCGCCCGGGCCUUGUUUUUCAGGCCGCCAUCGUGUCGUUGGAAGUAUUUUGAGUUUAUAACAUGGCGUUUACCCUGUGGACCCUCUUCGAGGCAACACUUUUGUGUUUGAAUGCUGUCUGUGUCCUCCACGAGGAGAGAUUUCUAGCCAAGAUUGGAUGGGGAGCCCAGCAGAAUAUACAGGGAUUCGGAGAGCCUCCGAGUGUUAAGUCACAGGCCAUGCAUCUUGUGAGGUCGAUAAGAACCGUGGCCAGAUAUCCUCUAAUAUUCCUUAACAUUCUGACAAUACUAGUAAAACUGGUACUCGGUUGAUGGAGUGAAUGCAUAAAUAAUCAAUCCCUAAAUAAUAAAUGUCUCCCAGGAGUGAUGUACAUACACGUCCCUGUGACGUUUUAAUAAUAAAAAAAAGAAUCUUCAA
This is a messenger RNA of Diachasmimorpha longicaudata, 422 nucleotides long. Its product is annotated as immediate early response 3-interacting protein 1. Bases 68 to 316 code for a protein of 82 amino acids. Gene Ontology annotation, biological process: endoplasmic reticulum to Golgi vesicle-mediated transport. The transcript is spliced from 3 exons. Gene Ontology annotation, cellular component: COPII-coated ER to Golgi transport vesicle; endoplasmic reticulum membrane; Golgi membrane. The record is from RefSeq and is a predicted model, not a curated record. Lineage: Eukaryota; Metazoa; Arthropoda; Insecta; Hymenoptera; Braconidae.